Phragmites australis (common reed) is the source of this 1578-nucleotide messenger RNA. Its product is annotated as F-box protein At5g46170-like. Bases 191 to 1282 code for a protein of 363 amino acids. The transcript has a single exon. The record is from RefSeq and is a predicted model, not a curated record. Gene Ontology annotation, molecular function: protein binding. NCBI's taxonomy places the organism in Eukaryota, Viridiplantae, Streptophyta, Magnoliopsida, Poales, Poaceae.
GGCGGACUUAACAAACGGUCGCUCUCCGCCUCCGGCCCUCCGCUCUUUAUAAGCCCCUCUCCCUCGCCUUCACUCGCCACCACCAGCCUCCUCCUACCUCACCUACUCCUCCCAUCUGCUGCUCCACGCGCGCGGGAGCGCCAUCUCUGAGCCGAGCAGAGGAUUCUUCUCUUCUCUCUGCUUUGGAAGGAUGCAGUCCAAGCACAGGAUCUUCGCGGAGGACCUGCUCCUCGCGGCGGAGGGGGAGGACCACUUCGACCCGGUCCCCGACUCGCUGGUGCUCCUCAUCUUCAACAAGGUCGCCGACGCGCGCUCUCUGGGGCGGUGUUCAGCGGUGUCGCGCCGCUUCAACGCGCUCGUCCCGCUCGUCGACGACGCCUGCCUCCGCAUCGACCGCGUCAUCACCGACGCCGACGACGCGCUCGGCCUCGCCGGGCCGCGCCCGCGCGGCGUGCUCUCGCACCUCUUCAAGGCCAUGUUUCUCGCCGUGCUCAAGCCUUUUGCCCACUGCGACGCCAAGUCCUCCGGGAGCCACGCCAAGCACGCGGCGCAGCAGCACCACUCGCCCGCGCAGGUGCUCAAGAACUUCAGCAGCAUCCGCAACCUCCGCAUGGAGCUCCCCGUCUCCGAUGUCGGCACCGACGACGGCGUCCUCCUCAAGUGGAAGGCCGUCUUCGGCAGCACCCUCCAGAGUUGCGUCAUACUCGGCGGCACCAGGGUGGACCGGGCCGGCCCCCACGCGCACGCGCACGCGCCUUCCGCGGCCGCCGCCGACCCUGAGUCGGCAGACGACAGCGGAAGCAUACCGGAGUCGUUCUAUACCAACGGCGGCCUCAAGCUGCGCGUGGUGUGGACCAUCAGCUCCCUCAUAGCGGCGGCCACAAGGCACUACCUCCUCCGCGAGAUCGUCAAGGAGCAUCCCACCCUGGAGCGCGUCGCGCUCACGGACGCACACGGGCAGGGCACGCUCAGCAUGGGGCGCGACCAGCUCAAGGAGUUCAGGGACAAGCCGCUCGCCGCGGCCGCCGCCGCCAACCGCUCGCAGGUGCCCGCCUGCAACAUGAAGCUCCGGUACGCGCCGCUGCUGGAGCUCUCAGACGGCACCAGGAUCCACGGCGCCACGCUCGUGGUGAUCAAGCCCGUUGGCGAGGCCGGCGGCAUCGGCGGCGGCAGGAAGGACCUCGACGAGUUCGUCGCCGGCGCGUUCGACGGGCCGUUCAGGGAGGCCGUGGGCGCGCUUAGCAAGCGCCGCACCUACCUGCUCGAGAUGAACGGCUUCUAGUCUAGUGAGCGUGUGCAACAGCAAGACCACCACAGCACACCAAUGGCAGCAGGCAAUGGCCAUUAGAUUGCUCUGCUCGCUUCAGCUAAGCUCAGCUUAGAUCAGUGGCAUACUGAGGUGCUCCUCCUUGUAACAAUCAAUACUCAUGCCGCCUCAAUUUCUCGUUACUGCCUUGGUAUCCUUGCUACAAUAAUCGAAUGAAAUGGCCAGUUCCAGCAGCCAGCUUCAUUCCAUUUUGGUGCUACGAUGAAUGGAUGAAUCAACGAAUGGAAUGAAGCAAUCACAUUUUCAAUCAA